AUGGCAAUCCAGAGAAACAGAUUCCAAUUGGUGUUGCUUGUGUUUCUUAUUGUAGCUGAUUUGUGCUCGGUUAAAAAUGCUCUCGCCAGCAACGCUCAGUUCCAGAAAGAAUCCGAGUACAUGGCUACUCACGGAAAAUGCGAGAAAAUAACAAUACCAUUGUGUAAAGAUAUUCAAUACAAUGAAACAAUCAUGCCCAAUUUGUUAAACCACAUGAAGCAAGAGGAUGCCGGGCUGGAAGUGCACCAGUUUUUCCCUCUAGUGAAGGUGCAGUGCAGCAAACAGUUGAAGUUUUUCCUGUGCACGAUGUAUGUGCCCGUGUGUACAGUCUUGGAGGAUGCCAUUCCGCCAUGCCGGUCUUUGUGUAACGAGGCGAGGACCGGGUGCGAGAGCUUGAUGAAUAAAUUCGGGUUCGAGUGGCCUGAAACUUUGAGGUGUGACCAGUUCCCACCUUCAGGGUUGUGUGUUGGGGAGAAUACCACUUCUACGGAGCCAUCAGAGACUACGGCCAAGUCGUCUCAUCGCAAUCAAGGUAGAGUUAUGUUUAUAAAUGUUUUCAAAGCAGGUGUUCAUGGAUGGGACACAUGGUUGCCCUCAUCUGACUCUGUCUUCCAGUGCCCAGCUGUUCUGACUAUGCCCAAAGGAUUCGACUAUCACCUAAAAAUUGGAGACCACAUGGAAAAGAACUGCGGGGCCCCGUGCCAUAACAUGUUUUUUGAUAAAAAUGAGCGGAAAUUUGCUCGGUGGUGGAUCGGAAUCUGGUCCUGUAUUUGUCUUGCCUCAACGCUUUUCACGGCUCUGACUUUCUUGAUUGACAUGCAAAGGUUUAGAUACCCUGAGCGACCUAUCAUAUUUCUGUCAGGGUGCUACUUCAUGGUCGCGCUGGCUUAUGUGAUUGGCUUCUCUGUCAAGGAGAACAUUUCCUGCAGUGGUCCCUUCGAGCCUCCGAAUGCAAACACUAGAAGGGAGGACAUGCUUCAGGUUGUGACCCAAGGCACCAAAAAGGAAGGCUGCACCAUUCUGUUCAUGAUGCUCUACUUCUUCAGCAUGGCCAGCUCCAUCUGGUGGGUGAUUCUGACCCUGACCUGGUUCCUGGCUGCUGGUAUGAAAUGGGGUCAUGAAGCUAUUGAAGCCAAUGCUCAGUACUUUCAUCUGGCUGCCUGGGCUGUGCCUGCCAUUAAAACCAUUGCCAUUUUGGCAAUGGGUCAGGUCGAUGGAGACAUACUCAGUGGAGUUUGCUACACAGGAAUUUUUGAUGUUGAUGCCCUGCGAGGCUUUGUAUUGGCACCCCUAGUUGUAUACCUGAUAAUCGGCACUUCUUUUCUUCUUGCUGGAUUUGUUUCUUUGUUUCGGAUUCGUACAAUCAUGAAAAGUGACGGGACAAAGACGGAUAAACUGGAAAAGCUGAUGGUUCGAAUUGGAAUUUUCUCAGUUCUGUAUACAGUUCCGGCAACCAUUGUUAUUGCAUGCUACUUCUAUGAACAAGCUUCCCGUGAUAAAUGGACAGUGGCUUGGUAUGACAGCGAAUGCAACCACUACAAUGUCAAUUGCCCAGAUGGCAUAACCUCCAAAUCUUGGCCAGAUUUCAGCGUGUUCAUGAUCAAAUAUUUGAUGACUGUAAUUGUGGGCAUCACAUCAGGCGUAUGGAUCUGGACUGGGAAGACUUUCCAGUCAUGGAGAUCAUUCUCUACCAGAAUCUGUUUCUAUGGAAACAGUGGGUCAGUUGUGUAA
Candidula unifasciata is the source of this 1731-nucleotide messenger RNA. The record is from the annotation of a GenBank genome assembly. Lineage: Eukaryota; Metazoa; Mollusca; Gastropoda; Stylommatophora; Geomitridae.